CUUACAAUAUUUAAAUUCGUGUGUUCGUAAUUUGUGUUCUGUAAUUAAUUAUUUGUAGUAAAACACCACCAUGUCUAUGCAGUGUCAGUUAUGGAUGGGCAGUUUGGAGCCGAAUAUGACAGAGAGCUUCAUUGUAGCAGCUUUUCACCGCAUGGGCCAGCGCCCGCUAACAGUGAAGGUUAUGAGGAACAAGUUUACAGGAGAACCUGCUGGUUAUGCAUUUGUGCACUUUCAGACUGAUGAGGAAGCUAUAGACGCAAUGCACAAACUGAACGGCAAACCAAUCCCCGGAACAUUUCCAGUUGUCAGGUUCAGGCUAAACACAGCAUCACGCGAGGCCCGGGCUAACAUGCAAUCAGAGAGAGAAUUUUCUGUGUGGGUCGGGGACUUAAGUUCUGAUGUUGACGACUACUCACUUUACAGGAUUUUUGCUUCGAAGUACUCUUCUAUCAAAACUGCAAAAGUAAUACUGGACAGUUCAGGCUACACAAAAGGCUACGGCUUCGUAAGAUUCGGAAGUGAGGAAGAACAACGAAACGCCUUGUAUGCCAUGAAUGGAUACACGGGUCUCGGAACAAAGCCUUUGAAAAUCUGUACCGCAGUGCCCAAGCCCAAGGGGGCUCCUACUGGACAGAACCAGUCUGCUCCCAAUGCUGCGAAUGCUGCCUACAACAGCGGGACGGAGUACAACCAAUAUUAUGAUCCGUCCGCCUAUUGGCAAAAUUACUCAGCGUGGUCUGGAUACUAUGGGCAGGGCGACCAGAGCGCCGCGGUCGCGCCGGCGGCGCCGGUCGCGGACGCCUCAGCAACCGCUGCUGCGGCUGCGGCGGCCAAGACGCAGAAUGACGAUUUGCAACUUGUUGAGCACAAGAAGACCAUAGACAUAGACGAGCUAAACCAAGAGUUCCUGGAGCCCGAGCUGUCGCUGUGGGACGGCCUGGAGUCUUCGCAGUGGUUCCCCAAUGAGAUGGUCGAGGCGCACUGAUUCUAUAUUGAUUUUUGGUCUGGAGGCCUGUUUUAUAUAAACUAUUACUCUGAUAAUGGUAGCAAGUUUUAAUGGGAU
Messenger RNA from Cydia amplana, 1063 nucleotides. RefSeq names its product tRNA selenocysteine 1-associated protein 1 (gene Secp43). Bases 71 to 985 code for a protein of 304 amino acids. The record is from RefSeq and is a predicted model, not a curated record. The transcript is spliced from 6 exons. Gene Ontology annotation, molecular function: RNA binding. Lineage: Eukaryota; Metazoa; Arthropoda; Insecta; Lepidoptera; Tortricidae.